AUGCUGGGGCCCGAGGCGCUGAGGCGCCUGAAGAAGGUGGCCCGGGUCCUGUCGCUCGCAUGCAGCCUGGAGCAGCGAGCGGCCCUGGAGAGAGCGCGCGACGCCGCGCGGAGCCGGCACAUUGGCGGACUCGUCGAACAGGUGCGGGGGCCCCUGUCAGCUUUACGGACCCUGGGAGCGAUGCUGGUGCCGCGUACGGAGGACGUCACUCGUGACGUUGCCGACGGCAUUGUAGUCCAGGGGAACAGAUUGCAGGACCUUGUUUUGGAGCUACAGAAGGUCUUGAGGCCUGCACAUCUGCCUCCAUCCUCUGCGCCCCUGGCUCCCAUCCCCGCUUCGAGCCAGCUGGAGCAGUGCUUUGUCCCUGCGGUGCUGGAGAGGGUGGCGGAUGACAUGACCAGUGCCUGUGAGAAUGUGGGCGUCCGAGUCAGAAUGGACCCGCUUAUUGCGACGCUCGCCCACGAAGGCGGUCAGGCCCAGAACAGCAGCAGCAGCAGCAGCAGCAGCAGCCCCAACAGCUUGAUGGACAAUGUCAGCAGCUGCAGCAGCAGAGAUCUAGAUGCCUAUGUGGCAGCAGGGAUGAGUGGCAGGGCGGCCACUGCUAGCAAAGUGGAUGCAGGCUUCGGCCAGUCGCGCACAGCUACUGGGCGAGGCAGCAGAUACAGCGCCCAAGUUCAAAGGCAGGGAGCUCAGGGUCAGCCAGUGCUUUUGCCGCCGCCAUCGCGCGGCCUGCUGCUGGGGGGCCCAGUGCUGCCUGACAGGCGCCAGUUCUAUGCGCAAGUCCCUCCCGAGGUAGGGGUCCGUAUUCUGUGCUGCUACACAGCCAUCCGUAGCCUUUGUUCCUUUGCGGACACAGUGCAGGACACAAUCUGUUCAUUGUAA
Coccomyxa subellipsoidea C-169 is the source of this 882-nucleotide messenger RNA. RefSeq lists its product as hypothetical. The record is from RefSeq and is a predicted model, not a curated record. NCBI's taxonomy places the organism in Eukaryota, Viridiplantae, Chlorophyta, Trebouxiophyceae, Coccomyxaceae. The coding region runs from base 1 to 882 and encodes 293 amino acids. The transcript has 4 exons.